Messenger RNA from Caenorhabditis auriculariae, 2577 nucleotides. Lineage: Eukaryota; Metazoa; Nematoda; Chromadorea; Rhabditida; Rhabditidae. The record is from the annotation of a GenBank genome assembly.
AUGGUCCGUUCCUUCAUAGUUUAUUUUCUCGAAAACGCGAAGUUCAGCAUCGAAUCGAAGUGAUGAACCUUGAACGCUUCUUCCAGGACGAAAACGUCCCCCAAAGGCCUCAAGUCCAAGCUCAACGGAAUCCUGGCGAUCCCUGUGACAAUUUGGCUCAAGGGCUUUGUGGCGAAGUUUUUAUUUCACAUACAGUAAAAUAUCAAAUUAAAUCAACCAUUUUGAAAAGGUCUAUUCGGGUUACAAGCGAAUUCAGCAUAGUAAAAGUGAUGAAAUUCUGAAUUAUUAGUUAAAAACUGAUGAUCCAGACAAAACUAUAGCAAUUUCAAAAAACGCUUUCACUUACAAGAUUAUGUAAUGGGCACUAAAUGAGUAAAAUCGACUGAAUUCAAAAAAUCACUCCAAUGCGCCAUUUCAUGUGUGCUCUACUGCGAAACUUCCGAGUGGUCCCUAUAGGGCGAGCCUAGUGACUCUUAAAGGUUGCCCUAUAAAAGCCGCUAACUAAAACCCUAUGAGGACCACUAAAGCUCACAAAGUAGUCCCUAUAAGGAACAUGCUAGUCGAUAAUUUUAUGAGCUCUAUGCGAAGAAGCAUUUCCAUGCAAAAAACUAAAAAAAUAACCUUUUUUGAAUAAAAUUGAAAGACUCCUAUAGGAACCACUUGAGGGUUGAAGGGUCAGAUCCUAAACUCCUAUAAGAGCCACCUUGAUUUUACCGCUAAAGAACCACUUUUCCAGCCCCUAUAGAGACUGUUUCCCCCCUAACCUCUAUAGGGACCACUCUAAAAAUUCUGAUUGUUAUGAGCCAUGCUAAACCCUAAAUUUCUUUAGGGGCUUUUUUCUCCCCUAACUCCAAUAGGGAUCCCUCUAACGUUCCCAAGUAAAAGACCCCUUUCCAGGUGGCAUUUACCGUAUACGUGUCAAUUUGUUGGAUCUUCACUGCUUGUUUGCUAGUUAUCUUCCAGGAAGAUGGUGAAAUUUCAAAAGAAAAAACUUCAAACUGAUCACUUCCAGACAUCCCAAAGUUUAUAAUCUUUUUAUUUCUCCUCACCCUCGUGAUGGCAAUGGUCGGCAUUGUAACCCGGAUGAAGCCCUAUUUGGUCCCUUUUGCUCUCGGAUGUGUUCGUUGUCAUUUUUGAAUCACGGAAAAAAUUCGUUCAGCUCGGCUGGUCGCUGCUCUCCUACGGUAUGAUGAUUGCGAAGAUUUUUAACCUGAUGUCUCCUCAAACGUUCCCCUUGUCCGAAUGUACAGAAAGUUUUUUCCUUCGACGUGCUUCCAAGAAGAUUUUGAAUGAUUCAGAUACACUGAAGAUUUGCUCGAUCAUAGUCAAAGCGGAUCCCAAAUUACUUAUCCCCGCGACCUUCCUCAUCGCCUCCGCUUUCUCGAUGUUCAGCAUCAGCGCGAUCACCGUUUUGAAGACGAUGCAGCCUUUGGAAGAGGUUGGAAAAAUGGCAUAUAUAUAAGCUCAUAGGGAGGACUCGGAAAAGAUAGUAGAUACUUGAAAAUUACAAAAGACGACAGAAGACUCCAGGAGGGACAAUUAAACAACUGCACAGAAGCUUCUUGCAGGAAAGGUAGCUCCAAAAGUCAUGCAACCCUAAAAUGAACUCCUUCCAGUACGUUUUUAGUUGAAUCAAAACGUCUAAAAAAGCAGUAAAGUGGCGAAGAUCAGCUGAAUAGAAUCGUGGUUCAUUGGAGCGAAGUUUCAACGUUUUUAAAGUUCAAAAGAAAACCAAAACGCGUCCCCUUUCCGAGCAUUUCGAGAGACCACCUUAGCGGCGUCAGAAACCUUAAGUGAUCCCUAGCUAUGCGUUACCGAGGUCCGAGUUUGGAUUGAAAAUCAAUUCUUUCUUUGAAAAUUAGACCUAAAAAGGCUGAAAAGUCGGUCCGUUUCAGUUCCCACAACGAGACGCCGCCCUACUCUACCCGCACAACAUCCAUCGGAUGCAUCUCCAAGCCAGAGCCGCUGAGGUCGGCGGUACGAAUCCCGACAGUCCGCCGCGAUACUCGGUUAUAAUUCAGUUCUUCAAUACUCAGAAAAAAAAAAUCUGGACUUUUCAAAGGACUAAUUCCCCGGCAUAACCUGAGUAGCUUACAAUAAUUUUUCAGAAUUGACUUUUUUCCUUACUUUUUUUAUGAUCAGAAAACCAUAAGGUUAAGGGUCUUCUUUUUUUUAAAUAAUCGUGAAUUUAAUUCCGAGAGAUUAUUUUUUUGGUAUCGAAAUUUAAAGAUACUGAGCAGACAAAACGUAUAUUAUAGGCCAGAAAAUGUUAAAAUGUAGAGAAUAGUCGGAAAUAUUCUUGGAAAGUGUUUUUAAACUCCGUUUUGAGCUCUUUAUUCGUUUUCCUCAAGUCUUCUGCUUUAAAGGGCCUUUUUUCAAAAGUAAAAACCUAAAAACCAUGAUAUUCAGACUCUGGAAGCGCGAAUAUCAACCGCGGAAACCUCACCUCCUCGCUACUCACAAUGGGAGAAGUUGAAAUGCGUUGGCACUGUGACAACGACGGCUCCGCCUGUGUUUCCGGCUUCUUCAUCUACUGAAUCUAUUCAUACUGGAAUUUCCGCGAAGGAGGACUCCUAA